Messenger RNA from Branchiostoma belcheri (Belcher's lancelet), 2158 nucleotides. Its product is annotated as solute carrier family 25 member 40-like. Gene Ontology annotation, biological process: mitochondrial transmembrane transport. NCBI's taxonomy places the organism in Eukaryota, Metazoa, Chordata, Leptocardii, Amphioxiformes, Branchiostomatidae. The coding region runs from base 234 to 1337 and encodes 367 amino acids. The record is from RefSeq and is a predicted model, not a curated record. The transcript is spliced from 12 exons.
CGGGAAAGUUUGCGUAAGCCAGCAGAAAGAGGGUCUGUUGCAAACGUGCAAACAUCUGAUUCAGAAACUUCCAUGAUCUCAAGGACGUUUUACCGCUUCUCCUGAGGACAAGAAGACUUUCUAAGAAAGUCCUAGACACCUGGUUGUCUGUAGAAGUGUACAAUGUGGCUGCCGAGGACUUUGAGAUAGCAGAAAGCCUGUAUAACUGGAAGGGACUGUACGUGAGCAACAUCAUGGCAAGAAGAGGUCACACGACAAGGAUCACUCCUUUGCAGCAGAUGGCAGCGUCUUGCUCUGGGGCCUUUCUUACGUCUUUAUUUGUCACCCCCCUUGACGUGGUGAAAAUUCGUCUUCAAGCCCAGCAAAAACCCUUCACAAAAGGUAACUGUUUCCUGUACUGUAAUGGGCUGAUGGACCACAUCUGUGUGUGUCUGAACGGCAGCGGUACCUCAUCGGUCAAAGCCUGGUACAGAAUGCCCGGCAAGUUCAACGGAACUCUGGAUGCCUUUGUACAGAUCUCCAGAAAGGAAGGGUUGAGGUCUCUAUGGAGUGGACUGCCGCCUACCCUAAUAAUGGCGGUCCCAGCGACGGUGGUGUAUUUUACGGCGUACGAUAACCUGAAGGAAGCCAUGGGGUUCGUCCCGGGGAAGAAGAACUACACGGUACCGAUCGUGGCCGGGAGUAUAGCAAGAAUAAUUGCUGUCACAGCCAUCAGCCCUUUGGAGUUGAUAAGAACAAAAAUGCAGUCCAAGAAACUUACAUACCAAGAGUUGAAGUCUUGUAUCAGAAGUUCUGUUCAGAGUGGAGGUGUGUUGUCCCUGUACAGGGGCUGGGGACCUACUGUACUCAGAGAUGUUCCAUUUUCAGCUCUCUACUGGUUGAACUACGAGUACUUUAAGUCCCAGCUCUGUGAAGUCUAUCAUACAGAAGAACCAACCCUGGUGAUGUCAUUCUUCGCUGGAGCAACCUCAGGAACAAUUGCAGCAGUCCUGACUCUGCCUUUUGAUGUGAUCAAGACCCACAGACAGAUAGAACUGGGAGAGAUGGAGACCAUGCAAAACUGUAACCAAGCCUGUGGGCGCAGUCUUGCCUUCACCAACUGCCUCUAUAUACAACAGGAGAGGCUACACUGGGUGCCCCAGUCAUCCAGUACAUUUAUACUCAUGAGGAGGUUAUGGAUACAAAAUGGGCCAAAGGCGCUCUUCGCAGGUCUAACCCCCAGGGUGGUGAAAGUUGCGCCGGCUUGUGCCAUCAUGAUCAGCUGUUACGAAGGAUUCAAGUCCUUCUUCAGGAGAAGAAACGAACAGAAAAGAGCAGCACUGGCUGGCUGGGAGUGAACAACUACAAACAGGACGACAACAGUGAAAAAGAAAAGACUGCCCAGAAGACUUCAAAGUUUCCCCAGGCCUUACAAUAAAAAGAUGUGAUUGUCAGAAAAUAGACUGUUGAUGAGAGGACAUCUUAUAAAAAUGUCUCCACUCCUGAGGUGUUGCCAAAAAGCAGAGAAAGUACUGAAAGGUGGAUGGAAAGGAAACAACAGAGACCAAGCAAAAUGUCUUUGUCCCGUCAAGCCUGAGCUGAAAAAAACAAGAUAAUUGAAAGAAUGAGAGGAGUGAAGGAAAAAGAGAAUGAGAGAAAGGAGGAGGCCUCUGUACAGCAGUAGCACAAGAAAGUGGGAAAUGCAGAAAUGAAAUCUUUCUUAUGAAGUCUUUGUUGUCUGACAAGGAUCCAGAUAUGAUGGAUUCUUUAUCCAGACUGUUAGGUCCAAGGAUAGAUAGAUAGACUGUAUAUGUAGAGUGAGUCUGCUGAAAAAUUCAUGGCAGUGGGAUCUCAAUUUUCCUAUGGAAAAUUUCUGUUCCCACCAGAUGCUUUCAUUAAUUGCAAUAGUUCUUGGUUUUUAUCCUGAAUGGCCAGUCAUAUUUAAGCUUGUUGGUCUAUUUGUUUCUUCUCUGUCAAAGGACUAAUUCUGUUACAGGUGCCAAAGCCAAUUGAAUGGUUCAUGUAAAAUGAACAAAUUUCUGGUGUAGAAAACUAAGGCAACAGUCUUAGAGUACAAGGGGGAAACCAUUGAACUAAACAGUUCCCUAACAACAAUAGGUUACUAUUGCAGUACACAGGUUACAGUUUUAGAUGUUGUUGAUAACAGACAGCACGUAAU